Molecule: messenger RNA, 774 nt
Organism: Pieris macdunnoughi
Lineage: Eukaryota; Metazoa; Arthropoda; Insecta; Lepidoptera; Pieridae
Source: the annotation of a GenBank genome assembly
AUGUUUCUAUUUGAGGUCUAUGUUUUCCUUGUAUUAUUUUAUUCCUCCUCUGGUCUGAAGCUUGCGAUUGCAUCGGCUGAUCCCAAAAUUCUGGGAGGUGACGACGCACCAGACGGCGCUAUAAAAUAUCAGGUGUCCCUCCAAAAUGUGGGUAGCCACUUUUGUGGUGGAUCCAUCAUAGAUAAAAAAUGGGUGGUCACGGCUGCUCAUUGUACAUAUAACCGACCAGCCCAAUCUUUCAAAGUAGCGGUGGGAAUCAAUAAACUGUCAGACGAAGGACAAAAAUAUACACCUGAUAAGGUGAUCGUCCACGAAAAGUUUGACGAGAAAUUAUUCACAAAUGAUAUAAGCCUUGUAAAAAUCGAGUCCGGUAUAGAACUUAAUGAUAGAGUUAAUCCAGUGGGAUUGCCUACAACUAACAUCAAUCCAGGAGAUACACUGGUAUUAACAGGAUGGGGCAGGAUAAGUAACGAUGGUCCGCUACCAAAUAAACUUCAGAUUGUUGAAGUAACUGCUAUAACAACUAAUCAAUGCAAGAAAAAAUAUAGCUUUUACAAGCAGCCGAUUACGCCUAAACAUCUUUGCACACGCGCGCCACCUCGAGAAGGAAGCUGUCAGGGAGAUUCUGGCGGCCCUUUAGUAAGGAAUGGAACUCUUGCUGCCCUGGUUUCCUGGGGGACAAGAAACUGUGGGCACAGCUUAGUGUCUCCCGAUGUCAAUACUAGAGUCUAUUCUUUCGUCAAUUGGAUGAAAGAUACGAUGAAAAAGAAUUAA